Molecule: messenger RNA, 885 nt
Organism: Indicator indicator
Lineage: Eukaryota; Metazoa; Chordata; Aves; Piciformes; Indicatoridae
Product: P2R1A-PPP2R2A-interacting phosphatase regulator 1
Exons: 10
Coding region: 31-885 (284 amino acids)
Biological process (GO): mitotic G2/M transition checkpoint
Cellular component (GO): nucleus; cytoplasm
Molecular function (GO): protein serine/threonine phosphatase inhibitor activity
Source: RefSeq, a predicted model, not a curated record
GCCGGAGCCGCUGCUGUCGCUGCCGCCGCAAUGGCUCAGGAGAAAAUGGAGCUGGACCUGGAGCUGCCACCGGGGAGCGCCGCGGCCCCGAGCGACGGGGGUGGCCUGAGGAGAUCCAACAGCGCCCCCCUCAUCCAUGGGCUUAGCGACAACUCACAGGUGUUCCAGGCUAACGUUCUGCGAACCCGCAGGAACAGCACCACGGUUAUGAAUCGUCAGAGUCUGUUUGUGCCAUCAUCUCCCAUCCGCAUUCCUAGCAGCCGUCUUCAUCAGAUCAAACAGGAGGAAGGAAUGAAUUUGCUGAACAGAGAAACAGUACAUGAAAGAGAAGUGCAAGUAGCAAUGCAGAUGAGCCACUCAUGGGAGGAGAGCUUGAGCCUGAGCGACAAUGAUUUGGAAAAGUCCUCAUCACCAAAGCAAGUUGACUUUGUCCCAGUUUCUCCAGCUCCUUCACCUACCAGAGGAAUAGGGAAGCAAUGCUUCUCACCAUCUUUGCAAAGCUUGGUGAGUAGCAGUGGAUUACCUCCAAGCACCAGCCCAAGUCCAACGAGGCGGUUUGCAAGCAGGAGAAGCCAAAGUCCAAUCAACUGCAUUCGACCAAGUGUCCUUGGGUCAAUAAAAAGGAAAGGUGUAACAGAGAUGGAAGAUCAUCCAAAAAGAUUAUUUCAAGGAUCCACCGACAUGCUUAGCCCUGAAGUUUCCCAUCAGGCAGACCUUGGAGGAUGUCUGUCCUCACACGUUCUGGAUGACAACAGAAGCAGUGCAGGCUCUUCCUGUGACUCACCAGCUGAAGCUGGCACCAGCACAGACUCUCCAGUCUCCCUCUCUGAUUCCAGAUCUCCUUUUUUACCAGUAGAUCUCACAGCUAAGUUACCUAUUAACUGA